Molecule: messenger RNA, 4322 nt
Organism: Octopus bimaculoides (California two-spot octopus)
Lineage: Eukaryota; Metazoa; Mollusca; Cephalopoda; Octopoda; Octopodidae
Biological process (GO): RNA polymerase III preinitiation complex assembly
Cellular component (GO): transcription factor TFIIIB complex
Molecular function (GO): TFIIIC-class transcription factor complex binding
Source: RefSeq, a predicted model, not a curated record
ACCGUCUAUUCCGCUAACGAAGAUAUAUGUGCUUCAGUAAUCAAGAUGGCAGCAUAUAUGUGAUUAGAGGGUUGCCUCGACAUAAACGGAACACGCGUACAUGGAAUAUUGACUUUGUAUUUAUUUUACUACAUCAAUAUUUAAUACAAUAAUUGAAGGAAUAAUAAACGAAGACCAGAAUUUAUGACAUUUCUGCAUAUGUUCAGGGAGUGGAAGCUGAAUUCUGUGAUACUGUUUUAGAAUAUAUUUGGCUAUUGAAGUAAAAGAUCUUUACAAUGACUGCCAGACGUGCCAAAAUACAGAUAAAACCAAAGAUUGUUCCAGGAAUCUCAAAACGGGAUCCAAACCGAAAUGGAACAAAUAAAACUUCAAAUGAAAUUCCAGGAGAACAUUCCACUCUUCAAGAGUCAAGUUCUGGACCAUCUGAUACAGAUAAACAAAGUAACACUAAACCCAUUCAGCAACAAUCUGCAUUUUCUCUUCGACCAAAAACUGGUUUGCGUGGUUCUGUUGCACCUCGUCUACAUGGCUCAAUGGACUCAAUGAAACACAUUCCAACAGCAGCACCUGGUAAUGCGCCAUCUGACCCGAAUAGUGAGGCUGCAGUUUCUGUUGCAACUGACCAGUGUAGCAGUGGUGGUACAACAUCUAGUACUGUAGUAGCUGCUGACCAGAGUAUUAAUGCAGCACCUGGAAAUCAGGUGGCUGAGCUGUCUACUCCUGUUGUAGCCCCAGUUAAAGACUUAGAGAAACAACCCGAUCAGGCUAUUGAAGGGACCCUCACUGCAAAUAUUUUGGAGGCUGAAAAUGCUGAGAACUCUUCCCAAGUAUCUUCUUCUGUUAAAGAAGUGGAAAAAGGUCCACUGACUACAGGAAAUACUUCAAAACCUGCUGUGAAACCUGUUAUUUCUAGACGGUCACGGUUCUCUGUGCAACCAAAGAUCAGGACAAAAGUUCCAAAUCAGUCUGGCGGCAGCAGUAACCCCAGUAAACCAGCCAUUCCUUCUGUGUUGGAAAACCAACAUGUUUCUUCAGAAGUCCAAAAAGCCUCUCCUGCAACAAAGAAUGAUGAACCAAAAUUGCACUCAAAACCCGUGUCAGAAAAUAAUGAUACGACUGAAUUGGUAGAAGGCAUAACACAAGAGACUCGGAUAGAUUUAUCCAAACCUAACACUGAUGCAGUUGAUAAGAUUGAAAAAGAUGUAUCUAAUGACAAAACUUUGUCCAGUAGUGAUAAACCAGCUAUAGGUGCAACAGCAGAUGGUAAAAGCUUAACCAACAGUGGUAAAACAGCUAAUGAUAUAGUAUCAGAUAACAAGACAUUACCUGUCAGUUGUAAGACACUCAUUACUGCAUCACCUGAUGAUAAAGACUUAGGUAGUAGUAAGACAGCUAAUGAUGUGACAACAGAUGGUACAAACUUACCUGCCAGUGGUAAUACAGUUACUGUUGCGACAUCUGAUAAGAACAUACCAAGCAGUGGUAAAACAGUUGCUGAUCCAACAUCUGAUAGCAAAGCCCUUCUCAGCAAUGAUAAACCUACUACCGAUGCAGCAUCUGGUGGUACGACAUUACCCAGUCCUGGUAAACCAGUUACUGAUGAAACAUCUAAUGAUAAGACCUUAUCCAACAGCAAUAAACCAACUAUUAAUACUCCUCAAAAAGUUAUUUCCAGGAGGUCAAGGUUUGCUCUUCAGCCAAAAAUCGGUGCCAGGCCAGGCAAUCGUCCUUAUUGUACAAGUAGUCCCCAAGUGAAACCAACUGUUAGAUUUCAAGAGCUGGAGAGAAAGCAACAGUUACCAGAACAUAUAAAAAAACUUUCUGAAGAGAAAACAAUUGGAUUAUCAACCGUAGUGGUGUUUCAAGAUGGUAAAGAGUGUGAGUUGAUUGACCCGACACCCCUUUCAGCUGAACCUGAAGCAUCUCCAUCACCAAAAAGUGCCACUUCAGAAAUAUGUUCAAGCAGUCAGGUGGAAUCCCUCAGUCCAUCAGCAGAAUCUGGUGAUGUGACAGACUCAUCAUCACUAAGUGAGAAAAACAAACUGAUUCCACAGAUAAAAUCUUCUGAUGAAAUUGUUGCUGCUGCUACAAAUGUUUCUAAAAGCCAAGAGCUUGAAACCAAAUCCCCUGUUUCAAGACGUUCAAAGUUUCAAGUACGACCAAAGUUGGGAAUUACUAAAAGACCAGAGAACACAACUGAAGAAUGUGUAAACCAAGAAACUCAAAAGUCAACAAAAAAUUUGAAACCAACCAUCUCCAAAUUACCUUCAACCAAAGCUGUUAAAAGUUUGGGAACUGCCAAUAGCUUUACUAAGCUGGUCAAUUCAGAACCAGAUGGAUCUUCUACAGACCACACUCCUCCCAAAGUUCCAAGGACCAUGAAGGAUGAUAGCCAUGUAGACAACACCAAACAGAAGGAUUAUCCGGUCACCUUGCCUAAGACAGUUACAAAAUCCAGAAAAACUCUUCCUCUUCGAGAGAAACAAAAGAAGCCUGACCUUUCCGAACAUCCUGCUGACAAGCCACCAGAUCGAUCUAAAAUGAAAAUGAGGGAUUUAAUAUAUUGGAAUCCAGUAUCAAGUCCUAUGAAAUCUCCCGAAAAGAAAACUACUCGGACAAUACGAAUUGGAGAAGAAACGCCACCUAAGGUCCCUGAAACACAAAGUAAUGAAAACGAGCCUUUUGCAGUGCCUCAGGUUAAGAUUGGUGCCGAUGGAAACAUUGUUAUCAAUGAAGAAAGUUUAGUAAUCAGCAAUACUCAACCAUCAGCUCCUAUUUGCUCUGAGACUGUAGACGAGACGGAUAUUUAUUCAAAUUAUGGUAGUUUCCGGAAAUAUACUCCCAAGUCUAAAUGGUCUCUGAAAGAAACAAAGAAAUUUUUCUUGGCUCUAAGUACAGUUGGAACUGAUUUCUCAAUGAUGUCAAAUUUGUUUCCCAAUAAAACUAGGAGAGAUCUAAAGAAUAAAUUUAAACGUGAAGAGAGAAAAAACAGAUGGCUGAUAGACAAAGCAAUAAAACAACAGCUACAUUUUGAUGAACAUUUGUUUGAAGACAAAUCUGAAAGUGAAGAUGAAGCAGACGAAGAGGAAGCUUCUGCCAAGAAGACAAAGCAAGAGAAAACUGCCAAAAUAAAGAAGAAUAAUAAAACAGCAGCUGCAAAUACUCCCAAGAAAAAACAAAAGAAAGUUUGCAAAAAGGAUUUCAUCAUUGACACUGGGAAUGAAACCGGUAAAAAGCCUAACAAUGUGGUCCAAAGAGCUCAACAGGAGAAAGUCAGCAACAACCAAACAAAUGCAGAGGAAGAGGUUGUGGGCAUAUUAAUGGAACUUGGUCGGAGCGGAUCAAUGAGUACGGGUGAAGAGAAUGCUACAACCAGUGCUGUGGACAGCAGCAAGACUUGUCCGUCCACUAUCACAGAGGAAACUCCAGAGUCAACCAAAGCAGUUGGUGGCAAAGAGAUUCCUGCAACUAAUCAAAAUGCCACACCAAAUUUGGUGGAUAACUCUGCUGAAGUUGUUAAAGAUAGCAGUUCAUUGGCAAGAACAUUUCUACAGCAAAUGGGCUUGAACAAACACAUCAAUACUUUACAAGAUGAGAUUGUCAGCAUCACUGAAGCUGAGAUUAGCAAUGAUAACGGCACUCAAAAAGUAAUAUUAGUUGAAGUACGUCCUAAGAAUCAAAAGCAGACUGUUGUUCACAUGUACCUUGUGUCUCCAACAAUGGCAUCAAAGACAGAUGCAAGUCAAAACAGCUCAGCUGAGAACCCAGCGAAUGUAAAUUCUGGUGUUCCCCAGAUGUCAGUACCAGCACUGGUAACAACAACUACAUUACCUCCUCCUCCUCCACCAACAUCCACACUGGAAACUGCAGCAUUACCUCCCACUCUUGUGCAAGCACAAGUAACUUCAACAUUACCACCCCCUCCUGCACAAAUACUGGCCACCACGUUACCUCCUCCUGCACCUACACAAGUAACCUCUGUGUUACCUCUCCCUCCUACUCAAACACAAAUAACUACAACAUUACCUCCUCCUCUUCCUGCACAAACUCAAGUAACCUGUAUGUUGCCACUGCCUCCAGGACAAACACUAGUAACCUCUACAAUACCUACCCCUUCUACGUCCACUCUAGUAACUGCAACGUUACCUCCUACUGUGCCUACAGUGGUAACUUCAACGUUAACAACUCCUCCCUCUGCCCCCAAACUGAUAACCCCACUGUUACCUACACAAACAGAAGCAACAACAACUAGUUCUACAGCUAUUACUACUAAUGUUACUGCAGAAACUGCUUCUGCUACAGUAUUUGCACCAAGUAGGUGA